Molecule: messenger RNA, 3270 nt
Organism: Tribolium madens (black flour beetle)
Lineage: Eukaryota; Metazoa; Arthropoda; Insecta; Coleoptera; Tenebrionidae
Product: A disintegrin and metalloproteinase with thrombospondin motifs 7-like
Exons: 15
Coding region: 21-3245 (1074 amino acids)
Biological process (GO): extracellular matrix organization; proteolysis
Cellular component (GO): extracellular matrix
Molecular function (GO): metalloendopeptidase activity
Source: RefSeq, a predicted model, not a curated record
UGUCAAGACAGUAUUUGACAAUGUUUUUACGUUUCUACUUCGUGGUUUGGGUGUCUUUUGGUUUGAUCAGUUUAUUGUACCGGAAAACAGCUUUGGUCGCUUGCAUUCCUACUCUUAAUGGUCGCUACACGAGGGACAUUGAUAAUUUUAAAUUGACUGUCCCUUUUAAAACAUCACGCGGUGGUGAGUUCUCAACAUUCAAAAUUCCUUCUUACUACAAACAAAAUUUCAACAAGAAACGACGAAAACGAUCACUGGAUGAUCCAGAACUCAUCCAGUAUGUUGUAAAUUUAGAUGGCAAACAAUAUCAAGCACAACUCUGGCCUAACCAUAAUCUAAUCUCACCGGAUGCAAUUUUCGAAAAGCGUAGACCCAAAUUAAGUGUCCAGGAACGAAAAAUUAGAAAAAUCGACAAUGAUAAAAUGUGCCACUACACGGGUAAUAUUAAAGGAGAAGAAGGAUCAAAAGUUGCACUUUCAACUUGUGACGGUUUGGCAGGUUACAUUACAAUCCGCGAAAAGCGCUAUUUUAUAGAGCCGGUCCAGGAACAUGUCCCCAAUGGAAAUGGUCAACACCUUCAUAUUGUCUAUGAGAGGUAUCCCCAAGAAAACGACCUAAAAACGAGCAAAUGUGGGACUUCCACAAAUUGGGAAGAAGCCUGGAAGAAGCGUUUUUUCGAAAAAUAUCGUCGAGGCGAAUUCGAGAAAAGAAGCUCUGAAAGUCUGCAUCGCUACUUAGAGACGAUGGUUGUUUGCGACAAGAAAUUCCUCGAGUUUCACAAGAACAUCGAUCAGGAAACUUAUGUUCUGACAGUUAUGAAUAUGGUGGCCGAUUUUUACCACGAUUCCAGUAGUGGGAACAUGAUGGACGUGGUCGUGGUAAGGAUUAUGUAUCUUGAUAAAGAAGAGGAAGAAAUCGAUUUGGUCAUUAAUCCCAAUGCUGAUGACACUUUAGCCAGUUUUUGCAAGUGGCAGCAGAAAAUUAAUCCCAAGGAUUUGGAUAAUCCCAACCAUCAUGAUAUCGCAGUGCUGUUGACCAGGUACGAUAUAUGUGCAGACAAUAUGUCAAACUGUGGCCUCAUGGGAUUGGCGUACGUGGCCAGCGCAUGCAGCGGAAACGAACCUUGUGCCAUCAACGAAGACGGAGGACUUGUCCUGGGAAUUGUCGUCGCCCAUGAGAUGGGACACGUGAUGGGGUGCGCUCAUGAUAAAGAAGGAGAGUCCUCUUGUCCAGCUCAGGACGAAGAUAAGUCCUUUUUCGUUAUGGCUCCUUAUGUGCACUUGUAUACCACUCGAUGGUCCACUUGCAGUCGGGGUUUUAUUACUUCCCUAUUCGAAAAUGGUUUAGGGGAUUGUCUCAACGACGAACCUCAAAUAUCUCUCUACAAGGACAAGGAGGUCCUUCCUGGCGUCAUCUACGACGCCGAACAGCAGUGCAAGAUGUGGAUGCCCAACUCUACUCUUUGCGGCUUCGGCCAGGAGAACAUUUGCGAAAUCCUCUUGUGCGAGAGCAAACCCGAGGAGUGCCAAACCAAGGAAGAACCGGCGGCAGACGGGACCAAAUGCGGCGAAAACAAGUGGUGUUACAGGAAGAAGUGUGUUCAGAUGGGCCAACGUCCCCAGGCGAUAAACGGCGGUUGGGGUAAAUGGAGCUCGUUUUCGGAGUGUUCGAGGAGUUGCGGCGGCGGCGUUCAGAUAGCGACCAGAGAAUGCGAUAACCCGGUGCCCCAACACCGAGGCCGUUAUUGUAUAGGCGAGCGGAAAAAAAUUAAAAUUUGCAACAUGGACCCGUGUCCUCCGGGAUCGCCAUCGUUUAGAGAAAUGCAAUGCCAGGAACACAACAAGAUACCGUUUCAAGAUAAAUUGCACCAGUGGAAGGCGUUCUUCAAAGAAGAGGAGCCUUGCGUUUUAUAUUGUCUGAACGAGAAUCGAGUUUUUGCAAAAUUGGAACCGAGAGCUAAAGACGGAACAAAAUGUAAACCCGGAACUCACAAUAUGUGUAUCAGUGGAGUUUGCAAGAAAGUUGGGUGUGAUGGAGAAGUUGAUUCGGAAGCCGUUGAGGACAUUUGUGGUAUUUGUAACGGCGAUGGGACUCAAUGUAAAAUAGUUGACGAGACUUACACAGCCACCGGUGGUCGCAAUUAUGUAAAAGUGGCUGUGGUUCCCGUCGGCAGUCGCAACCUCCUCUUCGAAGAGUUGGCACCUGCUGUAAACACCCUGGCAGUGAGCGACACAACCGAACAGAGAUUUUUCCUCAACGGUGGAAAUCGUGAAGAAAGGGACGGUAACAAAAUGUUUGGCGAAACCGAAGGGAUUUACACGCAUGCGGAUCAAAGAGAAAAGCUGUUCAUACACGGCCCUCUAACCGAGGAUAUAGUUCUUUUCGUGGUUUUUUACAGCAAUACGAAUCCUGGAUACCACUAUAAGUAUGCCGAACCGUCCUUGGACACGUCUUACGUCCCCAAAUAUCACUGGGAACAAGCCGACUGGGAGGAAUGCUCGGCGAAAUGCGGAGGAGGAACCCAAGCAGCCAAAUGGGUUUGCGUGGAGGAGAAAGCGGGAAAAGUCAGCGACUCCUUCUGUGAGUCCCAAGGAAGCCACCCGGGAGAGACGAGGGACUGCAACGCACAGCCCUGCACCACAAAAUGGAAGGUGGGUAAAUGGGGCAAGUGUCACGCUUGCAAGUUCAAGUCCGGCGUCCGGAUGCGCGAGGUGGAAUGUGUCCGGGAAUCGCCUCAUCCAGGUGCUGAUGACAUUCUCGUCGAAGAUGCGGAAUGCAAGGAGGCGAAACCCGGAACUCGGGAGUUAUGCAAUUCGCACAAAAAGUGCAAAAGUAAGAGAUUCACCGACGGUUUGCCGGACGAAUUGAUGGAGGAUGUUUGGAAGCAAAUUCAUUACGGAAGGUACACACGAGAGGACAAAGUAAACAGUAAAAGUGAGGGCGAGAAAAAUGCUUGUGAAGAGUCGGGAAAAACAUCAAAACCGGUAAAACUUAAUGUGGGGCAAAUAGUAAAAGAUAGGAUUCCUCCUACUGAGAUUAAAGUGAUAGAGGUGCCAUUAAAACAAUCUCAUCUGUCCCUCAAUUUAUCAGACACGGCGUUUGAAACGAUGGGAGAUCAAGUGGGAGAUAGCAUAGAUACAUCUAAGGCUAGAAUUGCCACAGGUAAGGAUGCUGUCAAGAUGUUGAAAGAUUUGCAAAACGGGCAAGAGUGUAAAGAGGAGAAGAAGGAAGAGAAGGAGACUUAGUUUUGUAUAUUUUUAAGUUUUGCUU